Tupaia belangeri chinensis (Chinese tree shrew) is the source of this 564-nucleotide messenger RNA. RefSeq names its product cytochrome c oxidase subunit 6A1 (gene COX6A1). Bases 44 to 373 code for a protein of 109 amino acids. Gene Ontology annotation, biological process: mitochondrial electron transport, cytochrome c to oxygen. Gene Ontology annotation, cellular component: mitochondrial inner membrane; respiratory chain complex IV. Gene Ontology annotation, molecular function: enzyme regulator activity. The record is from RefSeq and is a predicted model, not a curated record. The transcript is spliced from 3 exons. Lineage: Eukaryota; Metazoa; Chordata; Mammalia; Scandentia; Tupaiidae.
CAUUGAUUACUUCCGCUUCCGGCGCCGACGCGGUCUAUCAAACAUGGCGGCGGCAGCUGUGCUCCAGGUGUCUCGGCUGCUAAGCCGGUCCUGCCCACAGCUGGGGCGGCCUAUGUCGAGUGGCGCUCAUGGCGAGGAGGGCUCAGCUCGCAUGUGGAAGGCCCUCACUUACUUCGUCGCGCUCCCGGGGGUGGGAGUGAGCAUGCUGAACGUCUUCCUGAAGUCGCACCACGAGGAGCACGAGAGACCCGAGUUCAUCGCCUACCCCCAUCUCCGCAUCAGGUCCAAGCCCUUCCCCUGGGGAGAUGGUAACCAUACUCUAUUCCAUAACCCUCAUGUGAAUCCGCUUCCGACUGGCUAUGAAGAUGAAUAAAGAGAACAUGGACCACUACCCAGGCACUGGGGACCACAACACUGGUUUGGACCAUUACUCUGCACGUGGACCAGAAAAGAGUACGGGACCUUAAGCUCACCUUCUUCACUUGUAGCAAAUGAUGACAAGUAUGCUGAUCUCCCAUCCUUUGCUUGCAGCAAGAGAUGGCUUAAAUAAAUAACAUAAACUUA